Messenger RNA from Vigna unguiculata (cowpea), 1438 nucleotides. Its product is annotated as putative RING-H2 finger protein ATL12. Lineage: Eukaryota; Viridiplantae; Streptophyta; Magnoliopsida; Fabales; Fabaceae. The record is from RefSeq and is a predicted model, not a curated record.
UAAAAGCCAACAUUUAAAACUUUCUCAUUGUCUACAUUCAUCAGAUACAGAUAGAUAUAGCUCUAAAUAUGAUUUGCAAAUAUGCAUUUCAACCCAGAAAUGUCAACAUUAGGGAAGCCAACAUAACAAAACCAGAGAAUCACUAGUGGCAUGAUCUCAAUUUUCAUGAACAUGCCUUUCAAGAACCAUUCACCAGUGUUCAUCAUCAUGGUUCUUUCUUUCAUUUCUAAUGUUCAAGCACAAAACGAUGACACAGAUACCGUGCAAGAUUUUCCUGAACCUGUUCAUCCAAGCAAGAUGGUUGUAGUAGUGGCCCUUUCAAUAUUGUUCACUAUAUCAUUUCUCUUACUUGUCUAUAUAAGGUUCCGCAGAAGCAUCCCUCUUGAGCUUACCAGAAGGAGCCAUGAUUCACCAGAUUUUCAAGCACAAGCACGGUCAAGAUCAAGAAGUUCAGGGAUUGACAGAAAAGUGAUUGAAGCACUUCCAUUUUUCAUGUUCUCUUCCCUCAAAGGGUCCAAACAAGGGCUAGAGUGCACAGUGUGCUUGUCACAGUUUGAGGACACAGAGAUUCUUAGGCUCUUGCCAAAGUGCAAACAUGCUUUCCACAUGAAUUGCAUUGACAAGUGGUUUGAAAGCCACUCUACAUGCCCUCUUUGCAGGAAUAAUAUUGACCCCUUAGACAUCAAGAACUUCACCUACUCAAUCAGUUCAAGGUCCCUGAGAGUUCCUUCAAAUUUAACAGAGGACACUAACGUUGAAAUCUUUGUUCACAGGGAACCUUCUUCCCAUCAAGGCUCAUCAUCAUCAUCAUCAAGGUUUAACAUUGGAAACAGGUUUUGGAAUUUGGGUUGGAGCAACAAAAAGAAGCUUCUCGUUGACCAAGAGGUUUGUGGCACAAAUGGGACACCCGUGCAUAAGUUCUAUCACAAAAUUGUUGUCUCUGAUGCUGUUAGAAGAAGCAGGUGGAGUGAUCUUAACUCUUCGGACAUGUUAUCUUUGAAGAGUGAGAUGAUUCAUCACGCUUCAAUCGGAAGAUUCUCUCCCUCGAAUGAGUUUUUUUGUGGAAAUUCGAGCCUUUCCUCUGUUUUCAAUGAGGAUGAAAGUUCAAUUACGUUAUUGAACACAGCUGAGAAGAGAUCAAUGUCUGAUAUUGCUCAUGUUCCAAGGUUCAAAGAAAUAUGCAAGCAGAAUAGCAUGGAAGCAGGUGAGGCAUCAAGUGGGAAUAACGAGAGGGAAGAGAGGAUGAGGAGGAUUUGGUUGGCAAUUGCUCAACGAACAGUGCAAUGGUUUGCAGGACAAGAAAGAAAUUCAACAGAUUUAGAGAUAAAACAUUUAGCAUCGGAUGUUUGAUUUGGAACUUUGUAAUCCAGCAAGAAGUGUAAAUUUACUUUUUAGUGUUUUUAAUUGAAGAUAUAUAUAUACAGAUAAAAGUUUAAUA